Sphenostylis stenocarpa is the source of this 666-nucleotide messenger RNA. Lineage: Eukaryota; Viridiplantae; Streptophyta; Magnoliopsida; Fabales; Fabaceae. The record is from the annotation of a GenBank genome assembly.
AUGUCUGAUUCUUCUUCUAAUCAAGACAUCAUCAAGAUCCUAAGGAAGGCCAAAUCGUUCAACACGCUAAUCCGCUUGCUCAAAACCACACAAAUUAUCAACCAAGUCAAUGCACAGUUGGUCACUACAAAAUCUGGAGGAGGUUUAACCUUUCUUGCACCUGAUGAUGGUGCCUUCUCUCAACUCAAACCAGGUUACUUCAACUCUCUGGAUGAUCGUCAACAGAAAGCAUUGAUACAGUUCCACGUUCUUCCGGUUUAUGUCUCAAGCUCUAACUUUGACUCUCUUAGCAACCCUGUGCUGACACUGGCCAGUGACAGCCCCAACGGUUACCAAAUAAAUGUGACUGCAUAUGGGAAUAGUGUGAAUAUUUCAACUGGGGUGGUGAAUGCUACUCUCACAGGCAUUGUGUACACUGAUAAGACACUUGCCAUUUAUCACGUGGACAAGGUGCUUGUUCCUUUGGAUAUCUCAAAGCCUAAGCCUCCAGCUCCUGCUCCCACUAUGGCAAAUGCACCUAAAUCUUAUAAAGAUACUGCAGAAGAUGAUGAUAAGAGAGAGUCAACCAAAGCAACUUCUGCAGCCGCUGCCAUCAAUCUAAUUAGCAUUCAUGCAACAAUGUUGGUCUCACUUGGUGUUGCUUUAAUCGCGGCAGUAACUUUCUAA